Molecule: messenger RNA, 1392 nt
Organism: Rotaria sordida
Lineage: Eukaryota; Metazoa; Rotifera; Eurotatoria; Philodinida; Philodinidae
Source: the annotation of a GenBank genome assembly
AUGGGUAUAAGAUUUCUUGAAUUCGUCGAAUCAUUUGAUCAACUUAUACUCGUAAUUCAGAGACCUGAUCGUAAAAUUCAAUUUCGUGAUAAAAUUCUAUGCACAGCUGUAGUCUUAGUUAUACUUUCCAGUUAUGGUAAAAUGCCACUUUUUGGUAUUUUAUCAUCCACUGCAACUGAUCCAUUCGCUCGGACGCGAGUUUUUUAUGCCUCAAAUCCUGCUACAUUAAUGGAAUUAGGGAUUGCGCUAACAGCUUUUUUACCCAUAGUUACAUCAGGCCGCAUUAUGCAAUCAUUAGCUGCUGCAAGAAUAAUUGAAGUUGGUGAUACACCCAAAGAUCGUGCUCUAUUUAAUAAUGCACAAAACCUUUUUGCAAUGUUUAUUGCUAUUGGACAAGCUAUUCUGUAUGGUAAUCCAUUGGAAAUCGGUAAUGUUACUUGUCUUUUAAUUAUAAUUCAAUUAUUUGUUGCUAAUCUUAUUCUUAUAUUAUUUCAUGAGUUACUCGAAAAAGGCUAUGGCCUUGGUUCUGGUAUACCAUUAUUUAUUGCAGCAAAUACUUGUGAAACAAUUGUUUGGAAAGCAUUUAGUCCAGUCACAAUUAAUACUAAAAAUGGUGCUGAAGUUGAAGGUGCUAUUAUUGCUUUCUUUGAUUUAUCAAUAGCAGGAAAUAGUAUACGCGAUGCAUUAUACGAAGUAUUUUUUCGUCAAAAUUUACCUAAUUUAAUGAAUUUACUCUCAACUGUGCUCGUUUUUGCUGUUGCUAUUUACUUUCAAAAUUUUCGUGUUGAUUUACCAAUAAAAUCAGCUCGCUAUCGUGGUCAAUCAUCAACAUUUCCGAUAAAAUUAUUUUAUACAUCAUACAUGCCACUUGAGCUUCAAUCGACACUUGUUUUAAAUUUAUUUUUCGUGACACAAAUAUUAUCAAGAAAAUUUUCAGGAAAUUUUAUUGUUGAUUUAUUAGGAGUUUGGACUGACAAUGACCAUCAACGUUCGAAUCCUAUCGGCGGUUUAUGUUACUCUUUGUCACCGCCAGAAUCAUUUCGAGCUAUGUUACUAGAUCCGAUACAUGGUACGCUUUAUAUUACAUUUAUGCUUGGUUCAUGUGCAUUUUUCUCGAAAAUAUGGGCUGACAUAUCAGGCUCAAGUCCCAGAGAUGUUGCUAAACAAUUAAAAGAACAGCAAAUGGUUAUGCACAGCCAUCGUGAGAUAUCAAUGAUUCAUGCACUUGGUCGAUAUAUUCCAACAGCAGCUUCUUUUGGUGGUUUAUGUGUUGGUGCACUAUCAAUAUUAGCCGAUUUACUGGGUGUGAUUGGUUCAGGUUUCAGUAUUUUAUUGGUUACGACUGUUAUUUAUCAAUACUUUGAAAUAUUUGUCAAAGAACAGAAUGAAUGA